AUGACCAGAUCAGACCGAUCCAAUUCAGAAGCCUACCAACCCUCUCCACGACUGACUUCGGUAUUAUCUGACGAUAUCUUGCUCAACGACAUCCCCCAGCUGAGCAGCUCCUCCGGUCUCCUUGCGCCUCUCUACGGCGGCUCGAGAGGCUCUCCAUAUCCAACCCUCGAUUCGACGAGACCGAGAGCCCGGUCCGCUGCUGGGGAUCCGGUGAACUCGCCGUCGGGCGCAUCCUUCUCUUCCGCGAAGUCAUACCGACCGUCGCCGCGGUCGGGACCGGGUGUCCAGAUGUACAAUCCAGCGCAAAGACAGGAUGUCUCGAGACAAUAUGUUCCUCCGCCGCCGCCUCUGAUGUCUCCUCCGGCCCAACAGCAUAUGAUGUCGAUUCCUCCACCUCCACCUCCUCUGCGCAGUGUCCCGUCCCAGAACCACCACCCGGGCGUCGUCAUCCCUCCGCCACCGGGACCGCCCCCGGUGUCGAGUUGGCAGGGAGGCUGGAAUCGUUCCUACGAUGCGAGAGGCUUUCCCCUCCCUCCCCCCAAUCCUCCUGCGAACAGUCAAAGUCAACAUCAAGCGUAUAAUUCGGGUCAGAACUAUGUCUCCCAUCAGCCUCCGCCUUUAUCCAUACCUCCUCCCCCGAGUAACGAGCCUCAGAUGUCAGCAACCUAUAUACCCCACGGGGAUUCCUUUGGACCUGGGGUGGGAAUACCUGGCUUUGGGAGAACACAAGAAUCGAGCUUCAACAGGGGCGAUAGUCCUGAUUUCUCUGCCGUCUCAGAUGCUAGCUAUAGGUCCAGCUCGAGAAAUACCGCCGAGACGGGUCUAUCUACACCCAUGGAUGAUGGCGGAAGUUUUUACCAAGAUCGAGAUCGCACGUACCCGUCCCAGACACAGAUGAACCGUUUUAACAAUAUCCACAUGCCGGAAUAUAACCCCUCCGGAACCAUCCCACUUCUCAAUGCACGGCAGACCAGCAGAGGCCCUCACCAACAAGCAGGUUCUAGCAACGCGAACACCCCUAUAUCUCCUGUAGACGCUGGUUCGCAAUGGCCUCUCGAUCGAGUUCUCCUUUGGUUAGUACAGAACUCAUUUUCAAGUGACUGGCAACAAACUUUCGCCGCCCUGAACAUUUCUGGUUCUGUCUUUCUGGAAUUGGGCAGUGGCCACGGCGGGAGAGGGAAUUUUGGUAUGAUGCAUCAGCAAGUCUACCCUCGCCUUGCAAAGGAGUGUUCCAACAGCGGCACUGGCUGGGAUCAGGCGCGGGAGCGUGAAGAAGGCAAGAGGAUGCGUCACCUGAUCAAGCGCAUUGUCACUGGGAGAUCACUGGAUUCGAAGUCAUCUCAUGUUCGGCGAGAGUCUUCAAAUGGCACCACUCCAAGUGCCGGCACGGAGGGCACGUUAGAAGGCUCUCCCAACCUCAGCCGUGAGGCCCACAUUUCGACCCCGAGCACAGCGAAUGGGGACGACAGCCCCAGAAAGUCUCUGUUCAAGUCACCAGGGCCAGGUUUUUCCAACAGGCGAUUCUCCACCCGGGGGAUAACGAUGCCAGUCAUCAACACACAAGACCCGGAUAUAUACAAUGCCCUAAACCGGACAAGUCAUAGGAACGCUUUCCGCCACAUCGACGGUGACGGUAGCCGGCGUCACAGUCCCAGUGCGAGCAGCGAGACAGGCGAGGGCCCCCUUAGAGGCGCGGCCCUUCGUCUGGAAGGUAGCCCGCAAAGCAUCAGUCCUGGUGGAGCUUUCACGAACAUGCAAAUGACCGGCGUGGGAGGCCUCUUGGUGUCGCCCGAUACCAGGAACUUUGGGCAUCGUGCCAGUAACAGCACCGACUCGAUUUCUUCCAAUGCAGCGAUAUAUGGCUCUGGAGUUCCUCCGGGCGCCAGCCAAAUACUCCGUGGGGGGAUGGGAGGGGUUGUAGGGGAGUCAAAUCUGGUUCGCAAUCAAGACGGUCGUCGCCACGGUGUUGAUGGUCCGCGACCACCGCCCUCUGAUGCUGGAGACAGAUCCGGCACCUCCGAGCCCCCAACGUCCGCAAAAGAACCAAAGGGAUUCCUCAAACAUUUCCGAAAGAAGAGAAAAGAGGAUGGAGCUGGCCCGUCUCCCGAAGAACAAUAUCUUGAGUCUCCAACUAGUCCCUGUCUAAAUUUCCGGCCCGGUCCUUUCAUAGGAAAUGGAAAAAACUCUAGCGAGACCUCGCUCGACCGGCCGUCUUCAACAUUCUCGGCCUCUGAAUAUGACAAAUUUGCACACACUACUCGGCAUCGUGGCGCCCGGAAUGUGCCAGGGAGGAAUUUUGUUUUGGCGACUUUGAAUGGAACAGACUACCGGCUCUGUGAUGUCACAGAUGUAGAUUCUGCUGGCGAACUUCGUAGCGUGCUUUGUUCGACGAUGGGUAUAGCAGAUAUGGACCUGGUGCAGGUUUUCCUGACGGAGCUUGGCAGAGUCGAACAUGAUGACGCGCUGGACGACCAUAAGCUCCUAUUGCAUAGAAGAACCAAGGCUGAUCAGACGGGGAGUUUGAAAUUAUACAUUCGAGCACCAGCCAACUCGACGACGGCCCUUCCUGCGGCGCAGCCAUCGAGCUUCAGAGCCAGCUUUGGCAGCAGACUUGGCUUUUCGCCUGGAUUGCUGCCUUCGGCUUCUUUGGAUGAAGAAGCCUAUGCAACGCUCACUGGGAGAAGGCGGUCAUGCUCUUCUCCUCCAAGCUCUCGACAAAACACCGUCAAAGAAACAACCACCCAAGCCCAAUCUGAUCCUCUCCGCGAUCGUCUGCUGAAAUUCCGUAAUUCUCAAGCUGAAGGUGGCGAAAGUCAGCUAUCUGAAGCCGAUAGAGCAGCUUUCAUGGAAAUGGCUAUGAAAGAAUACAAGGCCGUGAUGGAACGAAGACAAAAUGAGUACACAGCUAGAAAGAAGGCAAGCAGGGAAACCCCCCCUGCUGACAAUUCGGUCGGAAUCGUGGGUCGCAAUGUUGAUUUUGAUCAGCCUCGACACUCCCCUUUCGAAGAUAAGAAGCUGGACAGCCUCCUGCCUCAAAGGAAGCCUCCCCCUCCACCUGCCGAGUCAGCAACCUUGAUCAAAGCGAAUUCGCUCAGCAAGAGGUCGGGGCAGCAAGCACGUUUGUCGGUCACGAGCAUCGACAGCGAGGGCAGACGUAUGUCGUGUGCUGAUCAGCAAUUUCUUCCUCAGCUUGAAGAGAUGUCGGAAUACGACAAACGAACACACGUACCUGCACCAACCCAAGUUAGCAGCGGCAUAGCAUCUGCGCUCGUCGGCAUGGGAAGCCGGCUUGGAGGAGUCGGUCACCCUAGUCCCAAUAUCGCUCACUCCCUAAUGGGGGGCAAGAGAACACCGCCGAGAGGGAAUGAUCAAACUGAGCGGGGCCGAAGUGCCAUGUCUUCAGUCGAUUUCAACUCCCGUAACAGCAGCCCCCGAUCUCUGAGUGGGACGCCCGGCAGUACAACUUGGGGAAGAGGCGAUACAUCUUUCACGGUCCCGGACUAUGGUCAAGAGGGUGGCGUCCGUGCUACGCGCGACCGGUCUCUAUCCGUCAAGAUACCCGAUAACACUGAUGACAACAAACUUCGGGUGGAGGAUACGAAGCGACUCCCAUCUCCUAACCUGAGUCCAAGUAGUGCUCAUGGAAUGCCCGGAAUGGGAACGCCAGGAACUAGAAGGUCGUAUGGGCCGAAUCUGGACUUCACAGAGUCUAGCGUUGAUUUCAAGGAUUUGCCUCAGCAGAACCCCCAGACCGACUCCGAUGAUGAUUCCGAUGAUGGCCUGUUCGCAGUGCCGCUUGCAAAUCGAAAGCCAGCGAAGAAGUCAAGCAUGCGAAGGCCUGCAGCAGGGGGAGACAAGGACAGCGAAACGGAUGGUAUUGCGAAGAGACCUAACUUGAGAGUCAGGACCUCGAGGUCAAAGAAAGGUCUAUCGGUCACCUUUACAUCGCCUCAGGAUGGCAACAGCGCUGCAAGCAACUCUAGAACGUCCGACUUUGAGGAUGAGACGCCGCGAAGUUCAGGGAAGCGACCUCAGCGACGCAAUCCCGGCUCUGCGAACUCCGAGGGUGGCUGGUCCGCCGAAUCUUCAGACUACAUGAGUGCACAAUUAAUCCGGCGUGACUCGUUUGCACGAGAAGACGUUUGGGCCAGUAGACCUCCCGCAGAAGCACUUAUCGACCAUCUCGAUGCCUUCUUUCCCAACCUCGAUCUGGACCAACCUGUGUUAGAGGAGACUGCUGGUCCCUCGCCACCGGUCUCACCAGUGGCCGAGCAAGAGAAUACGACACAACUUGCGGCCUCACAGGCUGGCAUGAAUGUGACCGAAAGCCCGUCACCGAACACUGUUCGCUCAAGUCUUUACAGCGAUGGCGAUACUCUCGGCUCUGAUGAAUCUACUCUGAAGGCAUUAGAACGAGAGAGACCAGGCUCCAUGCCAAGCAUCGCUCAGCGAAAUAUCCGUCUCUCCGGUGGUCUGGGCCGCAUGAAGUCAAUCCGUGAAGUUGCCCGGGGAGCACAUGAAGCAAACAAGCGCUUCACAGCACCAAUAGCUCAAGGCGGCUCAUCUAGCACAAUCCUUCGGCGGAAGAGUACCAAAAUGUUUGGCGCCAACAUUGUCCAGAUCAAACCGAAGCGCGGGAGUAUGCUUCUACCUCGGAUUCCUCAAGACACAAUACCAAAACGACAAGCGACCUUCAGAUGGUUCAAGGGUCAGCUGAUUGGAAAAGGUACAUAUGGUCGCGUCUAUUUGGGAAUGAACGCCACGACUGGAGAGUUCCUCGCUGUCAAACAAGUCGAAGUUAGCGCAGCAGCUGCCGGGAAAGCGGGAAACGACAAGGAAAAAAUAAGAGAAAUGGUCGCCGCUCUUGACCAGGAGAUUGACACAAUGCAGCAUCUCGACCACGUCAACAUCGUCCAAUACCUUGGCUGUGAGCGGAAGGAAAUGUCGAUCAGCAUUUUCUUGGAAUACAUCUCCGGUGGUAGUGUUGGAAGCUGCCUACGCAAGCAUGGCAAGUUUGAGGAGACCGUGGUCAGCUCCCUCACCCGGCAGACCCUCUCUGGUCUUGCAUAUCUUCAUCGAGAAGGUAUCCUACAUCGAGAUUUGAAGGCCGACAACAUCUUGCUCGAUCUCGAUGGGACUUGUAAGAUUUCCGACUUUGGCAUCUCGAAGAAAACCGAUAACAUCUAUGGUAAUGACGCAUCGAACAAUAUGCAAGGAUCUGUUUUCUGGAUGGCCCCCGAAGUUGUCCGCUCCCAGGGCCAAGGAUACUCGGCCAAGGUUGAUAUUUGGUCGCUUGGGUGCGUUGUUCUCGAAAUGUUCGCAGGACGAAGACCUUGGAGCAAAGAGGAAACCGUGGGGGCUAUCUACAAGCUUGGUAGCUUGAACGAGGCACCGCCUGUUCCUGACGACGUGUCGAUGAACAUCAGUCCCGUCGCCAUAGCCUUUAUGGCCGACUGCUUUACUAUCGAUCCUUCUGAGCGUCCAACUGCCGAUACCCUGCUUUCUGGACACCCCUUCUGUGAGCUGGACUUGAACUAUAAUUUUCUCGAUACCGACUUGUAUGCCAAGAUUCGCUGUGCAUUUUAA
Molecule: messenger RNA, 5586 nt
Organism: Drepanopeziza brunnea f. sp. 'multigermtubi' MB_m1
Lineage: Eukaryota; Fungi; Ascomycota; Leotiomycetes; Helotiales; Drepanopezizaceae
Biological process (GO): protein phosphorylation
Molecular function (GO): ATP binding; protein kinase activity
Source: RefSeq, a predicted model, not a curated record